CCCCUGUGCACCGCAAGGCUCAGCAACAAGUCACAACCGGUCUGCAGAAUUUCCCGUUGCACGGUAAUGAUCUGCGCUCGUGCCCUCGAAGAGCGAGUCAUCUCGGGUUUUUGCGAUCGUUUGAUGUUUAUAUGCGAUAAUCAGAUGUGAAUGUACACGCGGACCUGAUGGAGAAACGCAUCAGCUGUGUUUGUCAUGCAAUCUCGGUUUGAAGAUAAUGAUGACGUCGCUCAUUGAUCAGGGUGAGGACAUGGGCCUGGUGACCCCGAUGGAGCUGAUGGACCCUCAGAAGGACGACGACCCCCAGUGUCCCGACCACUUCAGACAGAGCCUCAUGCUUCAGCUCAUUGAUGAUCUGUCUUAUGAGGAUGUGAAGAAAUGCUACCGGGGUUCAACUGUCAGCAAAUACAACUCCCAGUACCACAAACUCUUCUCGGCCGUCCCGAAGGAGGAGAUCCUCAUGAAGGUUUAUUCCUGUGCUCUUCUGAGGGAUAUUCUGCUGCAAGGACGGCUUUACAUUUCUCGAAACUGGCUUUGUUUCUACGCAAACCUUUUCGGGAAGGAUAUCAAGGUUGCCAUCCCGGUGGUGUCUGUGCGACUGGUGAAGAAACACAAAACGGCCGGCCUGGUGCCAAACGGACUGGCCAUCACCACCGACUCCAGCCAGAAGUAUGUGUUUGUGUCUCUGCUGUCGCGGGACAGUGUGUACGACGUGCUGAGGAGGAUCUGCACACACCUUCAGGUCAACGGGAAGAAGAGUCUGAGUCUGAAGCAGUUUCUGGAGGAGCCUGGCUCUCUGUCGAUGUCCACGGUCUCAUGUGAGAUGAAUGGUGUGCAGGAUGAGUUCCCGGUGUCCACUGAUUUCACGCCGGUGUUGAAGUGGCGCAGGAAGCCGCCGGCUCCAUCCGUCUCUUCAUCGCUGCCGGAUCUGCUGGGAAACUCCACGAGCAGCCUGAGCGCCGGAGACGCAGUGUACACCGCAGAGACGCCGCUGGAGGGUAGAACACACACACAGCUCGCAGAUACAGAACUAGAUCAUUCUAGACAGAGACGGCUGGAGGCCGAGAAGAUCCUGCUGACUGAACCCGUGUCUGAACUGGGUCACAUGGAGUAUCAUCUGCUCAAGUUCUUCAUUCUGCUCAUCAUUUUGCUCAUCAUGUCAUCGUGUUAUCUGGCGUUUCGCGUCUGCAGUCUGGAGCAACAGCUGUCUUUCCUCAACACACAGCCGGCGAUGAGCACGAGAGAGAGGUAACCCUGGUUUAACCCCGUGCCAACCGGCUUUGCCUCCAGGAGAGCAGUGUCUGCAGACGACUAAACCAGCUCAGUCACAGGUACAGCACUAGUCAAGAAGUAGUUAGCUAACUGACCAGCAGAGGACGACGAGUGACCAGAAGAUUCCCGACAACAGGAAUAUUAGCCAGGCUUCACCUAACAGCUCCGCAUCUAGGAUAUCUCCAGGACUCAGGACUGAUCAGGAUUACGCUGGCGACUGUUACGAGCAACGGUUUGCUGUUGUUGAACCCAAACGUCAGGAGACUCGAGACGGCCGCAUAGUUUCACUUUUUUAACUCUUUCUAUGUUUGUCUCUUGUUUUUUUCUAAUAAAUGACCUGAAAUGUGCAUGUUUACCAGUGUUUAGCGCACUGCAAAAUAAAUUAUAAUGAGUAUUUUGUCUUUUGUUCAUAUUUUAAAAUCUAUGUUUUUUUUAUAUUUUAAUAAAUCACAAAAUAAGUAUAAUUUUUUUAAAUAUUUACAUUGUUUAUACAUUUAUACUUAAUUGGUGAUUUGUUGAUAUAUUAAAAAAAUUAAUUGUAAUAUAUAAUUUCUAAAUAAUUAUAAAUUAUAUAUAUAUAUAUGUAAUGUAAUGUAUUAUUUCAUAUAAAUUUUAUUUUCUAAAUGUGUAUAAAUUAAAUGUUGUAAUACGUAAUUUUACUGAAUUACAUAAAAACAGCAGUAAUAAUAAAAUAUUUCCAUUUUAAAUAAAUGCUGUUCUUUUUUACUUUUAAUUAGUGCUGUCAAACGAUUAAUCGCGAUUAAUCGCAUACAAAAUAAAAGUUUUGCAUGUAUAUAUUUAAGAAAAAUAUGUUGUUUAUAUACUAUAUACAUGUAAAUAUUUUCAAAAUAUACACAUGUGUGUGUAUUUAUGUUCUACAUAAUAAAUAUACACAGUAAACACAUAUAUUAUGUAAACAAAACCUUUUAUUUUGGAUGCGAUUAAUCGCGAUUAAUCGUUUGACCGCAUUACUUUAUAUUCAUCAAAGACUCCUGAAAAAUUCUACUUUGAUCACAGUAAUAUAUUAUAUUUUUAAGUAUAUUGAAAUAGAAAAAAGCUUUUUUAAAUUGCAAUAAUAUUUCUCAAUAUUACUUUUUUUCUGUAUUUUUGAUCAAAUAAAUGCAGCCUUGGUGAGCAUAAGAAACUUCUUUAAAAAGAACGUAAAAAAUUCCACUGACACCAUACAGGAUUACAUUUGAGAAAAGGAGAAAUUCUCUGAAAACAUAUCUUAAUAUCUGUAAUUUGAUCUGGUUUUAUACUGGAAAACAAGACAAAAUACUGAUUAUGAAAUGAUUUUUGCAGUGUAGAACAGAUGAGAUGUUCUUGGUUUUCUUGUAAAAAGAAAAAAGUAAGAAAGGCAGUGAUUGUUUGAUUAUUUCACACACAUUUCACUCACAGCAUUUCAAGUCAUGUCAUAAUCGAUCACGAAUAACAGAGUGAAGGUCAAAGUCAAGUCAGUCUGAGAGUGUUUGUUUGUCGUCGAUUGAGGGAUGAAGGAUUUGUGUUACAGUUUGGAUGUGAAGAAAGCCUGUCACCUAACGUUUGCCUGUAAUCAUUAAUCUUCUUUAUUUGUGAUGUAUUAAAGUGCAUUAUUGGAGGCAUCUGUAGGUUGUAACGUACUGUAAUCCACUCUUGCAUUAGAACAUGAUGUAGGAAAUCGAUAUUUAAUAUUGUUUAGGUUUGCUGUAAAUUAGAGAUUCGGUAUGUUGUGAUGCUUUGUACAGAUUGAAUGUCAAAAGUUAUUGUCAUGCUCAUGAUUUAGGCCACGCUGUAGAAAUUGUAGAUGUUUUGUAACUUUCUGACAUGAAAGAUGAGAGGUAGAAAGUCAAACGAAUAAAAACUUUCAUCAGA
Carassius gibelio (silver crucian carp) is the source of this 3123-nucleotide messenger RNA. RefSeq names its product GRAM domain-containing protein 2A. Bases 218 to 1252 code for a protein of 344 amino acids. Gene Ontology annotation, cellular component: extrinsic component of cytoplasmic side of plasma membrane; endoplasmic reticulum membrane; organelle membrane contact site. Gene Ontology annotation, biological process: regulation of store-operated calcium entry. The record is from RefSeq and is a predicted model, not a curated record. Gene Ontology annotation, molecular function: phosphatidylinositol-4,5-bisphosphate binding. NCBI's taxonomy places the organism in Eukaryota, Metazoa, Chordata, Actinopteri, Cypriniformes, Cyprinidae. The transcript has 11 exons.